Molecule: messenger RNA, 1631 nt
Organism: Ilex paraguariensis (yerba mate)
Lineage: Eukaryota; Viridiplantae; Streptophyta; Magnoliopsida; Aquifoliales; Aquifoliaceae
Source: the annotation of a GenBank genome assembly
AUGGGUUGGCUCAUCUGCUCCGGAAAAUCAAAAAAGAAAGCGAAGAAGAAGCAAAACAAGAAAUUUGAAGAUCAGAUCCCAUCAUCUUCAGAUAGAUUCAAGGUAAAUCCUUCCCUGGACGUAAAGAAGGAAGCUUCUAAGGAUGGAGGAUCUGGUCAUAUUGCAGCACACAUUUUUACAUUUCGUGAAUUGGCUGCAGCCACUAAAAAUUUCAGGGCAGACUGUCUUUUGGGUGAAGGAGGUUUUGGCAGAGUAUAUAAAGGGCGAUUGGAAAGCACCAAUCAGGUUGUGGCUAUUAAGCAGCUUGAUCGUAAUGGCUUGCAAGGGAACAGGGAAUUCCUUGUUGAAGUGCUGAUGUUAAGCCUGCUUCAUCAUCCAAACUUGGUGAACUUGAUUGGAUAUUGUGCUGAUGGAGAUCAGAGACUUCUGGUUUACGAAUACAUGCCAUUAGGAUCAUUGGAAGACCAUCUACUUGACCUUCCACCUGAUAAAAAACGACUUGACUGGAACACCAGAAUGAAGAUAGCUGCUGGUGCUGCAAAGGGCUUGGAGUAUUUGCAUGACAAAGCAAGCCCCCCAGUGAUUUAUCGUGACUUAAAAUGUGCAAACAUUUUACUUGAUGAAGGGUAUAAUCCCAAGCUGUCCGAUUUUGGUUUGGCUAAAUUGGGCCCUGUUGGUGAUAAUACCCAUGUAUCCACUAGGGUAAUGGGGACCUAUGGAUACUGCGCACCGGAAUAUGCAAUGACAGGUCAGCUUACUUUGAAGUCAGAUGUGUAUAGUUUUGGGGUUGUUCUUCUGGAAAUUAUUACUGGCAGAAAAGCUAUUGACAAUUCAAGAGCUGCAGCGGAGAGCAAUUUGGUUGGAUGGGCUCGACCCUUGUUCAAAGACCGUAGGAAGUUUUCACAGAUGGCUGACCCGAUGCUCCAGGGCCAAUAUCCAGUGAGAGGGUUGUACCAAGCUCUUGCUGUUGCGGCGAUGUGUGUUCAGGAGCAACCUAACAUGCGGCCUCUUGUAGCAGAUGUAGUUACAGCCCUAAGCUAUCUUGCUUCCCAGAAAUACGAUCCUGCAACCCAGCCAGUCCAAAGCAUCCGGUCAGGUGCUUCAACACCUAGAACCCGAAGGGAACAGUAAAAAUGACAGUCUGGGUAAGAAAGAUCGAUGCAGAUGAUUAUUCUAAGACCUUUUAAACUUGGAAGCCCAUGAUUAGAUUGCCAUCACUUUGCUAGCCGUGCUACAUCAAGAUGAUUUUAUCUAAAUAGGGAUGUGUGAAUCAUCUAGUGGCCAUGAAGAUUGCUUUAUGGUUGUUUGCUGCACAUGAAGUGGUGCCUGCUUAUCAAAUUUUACAUCACUCCAGAUAACAGGUUAAACACUCAUAUUACUGUUUAUGUCACUGGGAAGUAUUUUUAUAUAUAUAAAUCUGAAAAUUUCUUUGCUCUCACUGUUCACCUGACUCUUUUCUCCUUUCUUCUGAUAGUAUGUAAAAUUGAGGCUCUUACAUUUUUUUGGACAUCAAGUCUUGUACUUAUUGCCCCUUUAUAAAGAGAAAAAUUCUCAUUAUUUGAGUUAUUGCAGCUUUGAUUGUGUAGCUUCUCUUUAGACUUCUAUUAGAACCUGUUCUAGGUAUAGUGACG